Messenger RNA from Balaenoptera acutorostrata (minke whale), 1845 nucleotides. RefSeq names its product neuritin 1 (gene NRN1). Gene Ontology annotation, biological process: neuron projection extension; nervous system development. Gene Ontology annotation, cellular component: plasma membrane. NCBI's taxonomy places the organism in Eukaryota, Metazoa, Chordata, Mammalia, Artiodactyla, Balaenopteridae. Bases 454 to 900 code for a protein of 148 amino acids. The transcript is spliced from 3 exons. The record is from RefSeq and is a predicted model, not a curated record.
AUUGGUAAAGGUUUACGUAUCUGCCCGAGCCGAGGUCGAGUCCCUUCCCCAGAGCUUCCCGUUCCGGAUUAGAAAGCGCAAGGCCCGCCCAGCUCUUCCUGCAGCAAUUUGCAAACUGUGCGCUCUCGGAGGCCUCUGCAGCUUCGGUCACCUUCCCCCUCGCCUGCUUCUGGCCCGGCUCUGGGCACCGGCGGCUUGGGGUGGUGAGGUCCUCCCCGGAGACACCCACACGCGCGCCGCGGCGCCCUGAACGCUGCCGGGAAGGGCCCGGCGCUCAGGGUCCGGGCACUGGAGGCCGAUUUCGAUUCCGAGAAGAUUCGCCCCUUCUCUCCCCUCCCCUCGGCCCAGCAGCGCAGAUCUGCGCUUCUUGCGCGCCCUCCUGGCGUCCCGGGUGCUUUUGGCCGCUCGCCUCGGAAUCUUUAGCCCGGUUCGUGGGCCUUGGGAAGGAGAGAAAUGGCCACUGCAGCGCGCCGGCCGCCUGGAGCCGCGGGGUUUGGCCGACCUGAGACCAGGAGCGAGGACCUCGCGUACCUGGUGCAGGCCGUGAGAGCAGCGGGCAAGUGCGAUGCAGUCUUUAAGGGCUUUUCGGACUGUUUGCUCAAGCUGGGCGACAGCAUGGCCAACUACCCGCAGGGCCUGGAUGACAAGACCAACAUCAAGACCGUGUGCACAUACUGGGAGGAUUUCCACAGCUGCACGGUCACAGCCCUUACGGAUUGCCAGGAAGGGGCGAAAGAUAUGUGGGAUAAACUGAGAAAAGAAUCCAGAAAUCUCAACAUCCAAGGCAGCUUAUUCGAACUCUGCGGCAGCGGCAACGGGGCGGCGGGGUCCCUGCUCCCGGCGCUCCCCGUACUCCUGGUGUCUCUCUUGGCAGCUUUAGCGACCUGGCUUUCCUUCUGAGCGCGGGGCCGGCUCCCCCCGCGCGCCCACACACACUCACGCCAUGCUCCCGGAAAUCGAGAGGAAGAUCCAUUCGUUCUUUGGGGACGUUGUGAUUCUCUGUGAUGCUGACAACACUCAUAUAGGAUUGUGGGAAAUCCUGAUUCUCUUUUUGAUUUCGUUUGAUUUUUUUGUGUUUUAUUUGCCAAAUGUUACCGAUCAGUGAGCAAGCAAGCACAGCCAAACUCGGACCUCAGCUUCAGUCCGUCUUCCCACAGAAAUACGAAAACGGCAAACCCACCCCAUUUUUUUUAAUUUUUGUUUUUUGGCACAAGAAUCUCAGGAACGGCCCUGGGCCACCUACUAUAUUAAUCAUGUUAAUACAUGACAAAUUAUGGGCUCCUCCUAAUAGGAAAGAGAGGAGAGGAGAAGGCCAGGGGAAUGAAUUGAAGAGAGAAGCAUCUCGUGAAUAAUUCACGCUCACGUCUUUCUAACACAGUAUCUUGUUUUGAUCAUUUCCACUGCACAUUUCUCCUCGAGAAAAGUGAAAGGACGGAUUGCUGGCCUUGUGUUUUAAGGCUAGGAGGGAGAGAGGAAAGGGGUUGAAGAAACCUCGGGUUAGAGGUACAGGCUGCCAGAAAAAACGCUGCUGAAAUCACUGAGAGGUUAAGCUUUACCUGCUCGUGUUGAUGCAUCUUUCCAAGUCCACUGCCUUGAUUUUCCCUCUUGUUUUAGCUGUUACACAUACAGUAAUACCUGAAUAUCCAAUGGUAUAGAUCACAAGGGUGGGGGGGGGAUGUUAAAUGUUAAUCUAAAAUAUAGUUAAAAAAAGAUUUUGACAUAAAAGAGCCUUGAUUUUAAAAAAAGAGAGAGAGAUGUAAUUUAAAAUGUUUAUUAUAAAUUAAAUUCAGCAAAAAAAAAUUUGCUACAAAGUAUAGAGAAGUAUAAAAUAAAAGUUAUUGUUUG